UUCAGAAUAUCAGUAGCGUUUUUUCAACAAAAUGAAAAAGUUUUACAGUACUCUACCCUACGUUGUUUUCAUUUUGUGCUCAACUUUAACUAUAAAAGGAGCGGCAAAUUUUCAAAAACGAGCUAAUGGGCCAAGAAUAAUUGGAGGUGAUUUCGCUAAUGCGGCGCAAUUCCCUUUUGCUGCAGCCAUUUACGUCCAUACCAACGACAGCCAAUUUUUUUGUGGUGGAACUUUAACAGCUAACCAGUGGGUCCUCACGGCUGGGCACUGUGUCUACAACGCCAUUCUUUUCACAAUUCAACUGGGAUCGAACGAUUUAGUAUCAGAUGACUCCAACCGUGUGACUGUUUCGAGUUCUACGUAUGUUCUACAUCCAGAUUUUAACCCAGAAACUAUUGAAAAUGAUAUUGGUUUGAUUAAACUAAGAAUGGAGGUUGAGUACAGUAUUUAUUUACAACCAAUUCAUCCAUUAGAAUCGGAGUUAUGGCAAGAUGCACAUGUGUAUAUUCCAGGUUGGGGACAAACCAGCGACUUUGAUUCUGCACUUACUAACGAACUAAGGUAUGUAUAUAUUACGACUAUUACGAACGAGGAAUGUCAAAUAACUUAUGGAAAUCAAAUUACUGAUAAUAUGAUUUGCGCUAUCGGAAAUUAUAACGAAGGGACAUGUAAUGGAGACAACGGUGGGGCAUUAGCUGUACAAAAUGGGAGAACAUAUGCUGUUGUAGGUGUUGCAAGUUUUGUUAGUUCCGAUGGUUGUGAAAGCACUCAUCCUUCUGGCUUUACUAGAACGGCACCUUAUUAUCAAUGGAUUACAAAUAUCACCAGCCAAAUUGAUUAAAUAGUUGGAUUCUUGUCACAACAUUGUAUAAUAAAAACUUUAGACAUUCA
This is a messenger RNA of Zophobas morio, 891 nucleotides long. RefSeq names its product brachyurin-like. The record is from RefSeq and is a predicted model, not a curated record. Gene Ontology annotation, biological process: proteolysis. NCBI's taxonomy places the organism in Eukaryota, Metazoa, Arthropoda, Insecta, Coleoptera, Tenebrionidae. Gene Ontology annotation, molecular function: serine-type endopeptidase activity. Bases 32 to 841 code for a protein of 269 amino acids. The transcript is spliced from 7 exons.